UUAAAUCUUUCUUACGUUGAUCAAAGUCUGCGUUUUAACGGAUGUCUCCCUUGGACCACAGUUGCUCCUAUGAUCUUAGUCUUGGACGUCAGGCAUACUUCUGAAAACUGCACUUAGAAUAUUUCUUUUCUUCUCCUUUUCCAUGCUGAAGUACUAGACAUCCUUAGGGCAUAACAGUGAUUUAUACCUGAGGAGCCAUUGCAUGUUGUUGACGUAACCAAAGGCGAUGAUAGAUAAAAGCCAGCCUAGGAGGAAGGAUAUCCAAUGAAAUGAAAGGAUAAAAGAGCAACACCGAAAGAUAACAGGACAAAAGGACAAAAAAAACUAUUUAGGUGUGAGCAGAAGCUUUAUUUUCGGACGGCUGGCCACUGAACAUCAAGAUAGAUAAUGAAAGAAAAGCAAAGGGAGAGCUAAACCUAAAAAGAAGAAGAAAGAAAACUGAGCUAGACAAAAUGGAAACAGCUUUUGGAGAGGUGGACGACGGUAAUUCCACAGUGAACAUAAAAUUUGAAAUUAAACGAGGGUAUGAAUAUGACAGCGAUGAAUCCCAACUGGUGUCAGAGGAAGAGGACGGUGCCAAGGCAGAGCCGGUGAAAAGUCCCAUCAAAGAAGAGCUGUUGUUUUGCGAUGAAAACAAUCCCAUGAUAACAAUCCAGCUUUUGCCAGUCGAAGGGUCCCAUAAACAGAACCAGAAGAGUUGCAGUGUGGACCCCAUUCAGAUGACGGUGCUGAAACCUAUCGCUCCACGUCCCAUUGCUGACUCAGAGACACAGGUCAACCUUCAGUCUCUGUCAUUGGUGAUGUCAGCUGGGAUUCCAUUUCAGAAUCCGUACCACCUCCCACCAGGAUCUGUACUUACGGUGUACACUCCUCGGCCAGAAAACGUCCCCAAGAAUAGACGCAAUAGGCAGGCCGACGACGGGCGUCCUUACAUCAAGAAGCCGCCAAACGCUUUCUUGCUCUUCAUGAAGGACCAAAGGCCAACUGUUGUGGCUGAUCUCAAAAUUACAGACAACGCGUUGGUCAACGUGGAGCUCGGCCAGAGAUGGAACUCACUGCUGCAGUCCGAGAAGGACAAGUACAUCCAGGAGGCUGAGCAGUUGAAGAUCCUUCACGAGAAGCAGUACCCGGAGUGGUCCAGCAAGAUAAACUACGGGAAGAAGAAGAAGCGAAUCCGGACCAGGCGUAGCACCAUGGAUCGGCAGUAGAAGAUUUCUGUCACCUACUUUAAAAAGCAACCGAUUUACUAAAAAAAACUGGCCACUGUUUAUAUUCUUCUGUGUGCCACUGUAUUUUUGUUCAUCAGACAUUAAAAAUGUAUAACAAAGUAUUUUUAUACGUUUUCAUAAAAACCAAUAAAAACCAUUUAAAGCGUGUUCUCAAGCUUUAAAUGUCUACAAGA
This is a messenger RNA of Cynoglossus semilaevis (tongue sole), 1402 nucleotides long. Its product is annotated as transcription factor 7-like. Gene Ontology annotation, cellular component: chromatin; catenin-TCF7L2 complex; beta-catenin-TCF complex. NCBI's taxonomy places the organism in Eukaryota, Metazoa, Chordata, Actinopteri, Pleuronectiformes, Cynoglossidae. The transcript has 2 exons. The record is from RefSeq and is a predicted model, not a curated record. Gene Ontology annotation, biological process: regulation of transcription by RNA polymerase II; canonical Wnt signaling pathway. Gene Ontology annotation, molecular function: RNA polymerase II cis-regulatory region sequence-specific DNA binding; DNA-binding transcription factor activity, RNA polymerase II-specific. The coding region runs from base 453 to 1208 and encodes 251 amino acids.